Coprinopsis cinerea okayama7#130 is the source of this 549-nucleotide messenger RNA. RefSeq lists its product as hypothetical. The coding region runs from base 1 to 549 and encodes 182 amino acids. NCBI's taxonomy places the organism in Eukaryota, Fungi, Basidiomycota, Agaricomycetes, Agaricales, Psathyrellaceae. The record is from RefSeq and is a predicted model, not a curated record. The transcript has a single exon.
AUGUCAAUGUCCUCGGUUUCUCCAGAACCAGACGACGUAGCCGACUCUUCGCCGGGCUGGUAUCUCAAAGACGGACCUCACAGAUACGUCGGGGUCAUCUUGGUGGUGGUGAUGGUGACCAUCGUCAUCGGGAUUUACCUACACGUCGGGAGGAGACCUAGACAGCUAGCCCAGGCUUUACGACAGAGACUGCGGAGAACGGGGGAGAAGGAGACAGCAUCAAUUCCUGCAAUCAACAUCAUCUCCACCGACAACGAAAAACGGGUCUACGAGCAUUCGCAUCCCUCCACUAUUUCCACGAGCAAACCGAGCGCAUCAGAGCGUCCAAGAAGCUAUCAGAUAGCACCAGAACAGGUCUGGAUGCCUGAGAAGCCCGCGCCCUGCGUUAAACAGUCUAUGCGGAUGACGGUAGAGUUCGAUGAAUUCGACUGGGGCCAUGUUGAAGCGUUGAAACGACCUUUGUACCCCCAGCAGGACCGGAAAUCCUACCCUCCACUCGGACACAAGCACCCGCCUCGAAGGCAUCAUCGGAAAAUCUCACACCUCUAG